AUGGCUGCCCCCGCUCCUGACCUCACGGACAUCAACGCGAUGCUGCAGGUGGCUAUUGCGGCCGCGCGUGCUGCCGGCGCCCACAUGAAGUCGCACUUGAGUACGUCACGCGUGGAGAAGACCAAGUCCAGCAAGGACGACCUGGUCACAGUCGUGGACAAGCAAUGCCAGGAUCUCGUAUUCGCCACCAUUAAGGAGACGUUCCCCAGCCACGAGUUCCUGGGCGAGGAGAACGUCGAGCCUGGUAGCGAGGCCUCCGUUCAAGCGCUGCGUGACAUGGUGAGCAAGGAGUGGCUCUGGAUUGUGGACCCCAUCGACGGCACCACCAAUUUCGUGCACCACCGUCCUGCCAGCGUCGUGUCCGUGGCCUGCGCGCGUCUGGGCGAGGUUGUAGUUGGCGUCAUCUACGAUCCGUACCGUGACGAGAUCUUCACGGCGCAGAAGAGCAAAGGCACAUUCCUCAACGGCCAACCAGCGCAUGUCAGUCACGAGGCCUCGUUCUCCGAAGCUCUUGUGGGCUUCGGCAUCGGAACCAAGGACAGCGUACGAUUGCCCAUGCUAGACUGCGCACGCGAGUUCUCUGCUAAAUGCAGAGGUCUCCGUCUACAGGGAGCUGCGGCAAUCGAGCUCGCAUGGACAGCAGCUGGACGUCAAUCGGCAUUUUUCGAGCUUGACCUGAACUCUUGGGAUGUGGCAGCAGGUGCACUGUUGGUGAAGGAGGCCGGCGGUGAAGUGACCAACAGCGACGGCACUCCAUUCUCGCUCAGCACACGAAACAUCGUGGUGUCCAACAACAAGGGCGACAUCCACACCAGCAUGAUUGAGCUCAUCAAGAAGGCCGACGCUGUGGACGCGACACCACUGCCCACUUUCGUCAGGCCCAAGAUGGCGGAGCAGCUCCCGGCGCCGUACCAUGUCAACACGUGGUUCUUCGUGUGCGGGCCGCUGGCCGUCAACACCUUUUUGCUGGGCCUGGCGGCCAACUUGCGUGUCUUCAAAAGGAACAACUUGGCCUUCGAUAGGGUCAUGGACAUGCGGCCGGACGAGGUGCCGACAGCCGACGGCAUCUUCAAGACGGGACUCUUCAUGUGUUUGGUGCAAUUGCUGCUCUUCAACGGAGAAGCGGCCCGACGGGGUGGCGCCUUUGGCGUAGAUGAGACGCGUAUGGAGAUGCUGCUAUUGGGCUACGCGAUUGUGGCCGCCUCGCUACUGCUGUGUCCGUUCGACGUCCUGCACUACAAAUUCCGCAUGUUCGUACUGCGUAAGUUGGCGCGUUGUUUCUGGCCUUUCCAGCAGUUUUCCUUCAAGCUGCCUACACACGCUACACCCUUUAUCGAGGUGUUCAUGGCCGACGGAAUGACGUCGCUGUCCAAGUUCAUACAGGAUCUAAUCCGAGCGACGCAGUGUUUAAUCUCAUUUCAACGGACGACAAGUGUGAACGACCGGUUUCUUCACUUGCUAAACACGAUGAAAUACUGCUCCAGUCUGCUGGUGAUCUCGGUGGGGGCGUAUCCGAUGCUGAUUGGACGGGCACGACCCGAACAGAGCAGCUUCUUCCUGCUGUGCGCUGUCUUUAACUCGCUGUACUCGUUCCUAUGGGACGUCGUCAUGGACUGGGGUCUCGGCCAGCCCAAACUACCUCGUCGAGUUGCCUUCUUGCGCCACCAUUUGACGUACCGACCACGCAAGAUCUACUACCUCGUCAUCGUCGUGGACUUUAUUCUGCGCAUUCUGUGGGUCACCAAGUGGUGGGAUUGGAUGCACCGCGGGGUGCACUUCAAGCUCGUCUCGCAGGUCGCAGAAGUCGUGCGUCGUAUCAUCUGGAACUUCGUGCGUGUCGAGUGGCAGUGCAUUAAACUGGACAUCCUCGCUACGAAGAAGCUCUCGGCGGAUACUGUGGAGCUCGACGAGAUCAUCGAGAAGGUGCCACUUAUGCAGGAGCACGAAGAGGAGCUUGAAGACACGAGGCCCAGGAUGAGACCACUCAGUCGACCCAACUCGUUCUCUGCGGAGGCUAGCGGCACCGAAACAAGCAGCACACUAAGACCGAGUCCUCUUCAUGCCAACACAGACACGGAGCGGCUCCUUCAAGCUGACGCGGAUUCCAGAGAAGCCCAACAGGACGAAAUGAUCGCCCCUGCUGCCAUUACGGUCGCUAGUUAUCCAGACAAACCGCAAGCAAUGCUGGUGAGCCACGGAGACACGCAUCACCGACGAGAGUCGAGCCCCAGUAAAGCGGCCACGGAAGACGCCGAGGCAAGCGAAUUGUAA
Messenger RNA from Phytophthora infestans T30-4, 2271 nucleotides. Its product is annotated as inositol monophosphatase, putative. The coding region runs from base 1 to 2271 and encodes 756 amino acids. NCBI's taxonomy places the organism in Eukaryota, Oomycota, Peronosporomycetes, Peronosporales, Peronosporaceae. Gene Ontology annotation, cellular component: membrane. The record is from RefSeq and is a predicted model, not a curated record. The transcript is spliced from 4 exons. Gene Ontology annotation, biological process: phosphatidylinositol phosphate biosynthetic process; signal transduction; inositol metabolic process. Gene Ontology annotation, molecular function: inositol monophosphate 1-phosphatase activity.